Amaranthus tricolor (Joseph's coat) is the source of this 3406-nucleotide messenger RNA. RefSeq names its product tRNA (guanine(9)-N1)-methyltransferase. Gene Ontology annotation, biological process: tRNA N1-guanine methylation. The record is from RefSeq and is a predicted model, not a curated record. The transcript is spliced from 3 exons. Bases 122 to 1219 code for a protein of 365 amino acids. Gene Ontology annotation, molecular function: tRNA binding. Gene Ontology annotation, cellular component: nucleus. Lineage: Eukaryota; Viridiplantae; Streptophyta; Magnoliopsida; Caryophyllales; Amaranthaceae.
AUUAAACUCCAAACCAAACUUUCACUCCUAUCUAACUCCACAUUUCACACCGUGACAGACGCAUUUGGUUUCUCCUGCGGCUUUUACUCCUCAUAUCCCUCCCAAAGUCAUCGGCCGAGAAAUGGAGGAAGCGAGCAAUGAACCGAACAUGGCCGCCAUUGCUGAAAAACCUUCAUCAGACUCAAUCUCAACUUCACCAAUACCUCAAACUCUAUCAAAAACUGCCCAGAAGAAGCUAAUGAAGCAACAAAGAUUCGAAGCGAAGAAGGCUGAGAAGAAGGCUCAAGCCAAGGAGCAUAAGAGACGAGAGAAAGAGCGCAAACAGAAAGAAUGGGAGGAAAUGUUGUCUAAAGUAUCAUCUGAAGAAGAAAAACUGAAGAUAAUAGAGACUAGAAGGGCGGUGAGAAAGGAGAGAAUGGAGAAAAGAUCGGAGGAGAAAGGGCAGAAAUUGGAAAGACUUUCUUGGGCUAAACUUCAUGGUCAGAAAAUUGUUAUUGAUCUUGAAUUUUCUCAUCUUAUGACACCCAAUGAACUCCAUAGUCUUGUUCAACAGAUAAUGUAUUGCUAUGCGGUUAAUGGUAGGUGCACAUCUCCAAGCCAUCUGUGGUUGACUGGAUGUGAGGGUAUCAUGGGAACACACUUGAAAAGAAUUCCAGGUUUUGAUAAGUGGAUCAUUGAGAAAGAAAACCAAUCUUAUAUUGAAGCUUUUCAUGAUCAGAAAGAGAAUCUGGUUUAUUUAACUGCUGAUGCUGAAACAGUUUUGGAUGAUUUAGACCCCAAGAAAAUAUAUAUAAUUGGUGGUUUGGUUGAUCGAAAUCGGUGGAAAGGACUAACUAUGAAGAAAGCUGAAGAGCAAGGUAUCCAAGCAGCAAAGCUACCUAUUGGGACUUACUUGAAGAUGUCGAGUUCACAGGUACUUACUGUAAACCAAGUGGUCGAGAUACUUCUGAAGUACUUGGAGAUAAGAGAUUGGAAGACAUCUUUCUUUCAGGUGAUUCCUCAGCGAAAACGAUAUGAAGCAGACACAGAUGAUCAAGAUAAAGAAUUGGAACACGAAGGGGGAACCGAAAAUGAUAGUUGUGCUGAUAGUCAAAAGAAACUGAAAUUAUCUGAUAUAGAACUGGAGCCAAGUGAAAGUGAUAGACUUGGUGAAGUUUCAGAACCAGAAGCAACUGAGAAAGCAGUAGAAUGUGAUAAAAGUGAAGACGAUAAGAAUUGAUAGGAUGUGCUGCUUUCACUGUUCUUAGAGGUAUUUUACAUAACUCCCACUUUCUGCGUUUUGGUGGCUUCUUUUAUGUGUGCCUCACUGGAUCAACAGGAUGUGAUAAAUUACCUUAGUUGACGCCUAUUAAUUGGGCGAUUUUUGUUUUCUUUGCUGGGAUAAGCAUCCAUAGGCCAUUGUAGUAUUGCUUGUUUGAAAUUGUUUGAAAUGCAUAAUUAGUAUUUUGUUAUCAUAGUUUUCAAGUAAUGGUAUUAGUAGACAAAGUUCUUAUGAUCAGUGAUCUUGUCACAAGUGUUCAUAGUAUUAACAUGAAUUAUUCUUAAUGGACUUUUUUCCAUUGAGAGUUUAAAACUGACGCAUAUACUAGAUUUUAAUCUUAUGGCUAACUAAAUAGCUGUGCAAUUAUAGUCAGAGUUGUGCAAACUUGGGCACAUGAGGUGUCCAAGGAUAAUGCUGUGUUCAGAAAUAGAUUUCUAUAUGAUCUUAAGCAAGUCUUCUCUAUAUAGGUCCAAUAAAUGGCCGUGUAGGGGUGAAUGCGGAUCAGAUCAUAUGCGGGGUGUGUUGAUUGCGGGCCGGUAGGUGAGAGGCGGGUCACAGGUCAUGCAGGUUGUGGGGCGGGUCACGUACCUUUACUUUAAAGGGGGUCAUUGACUGGCCUUUCAUUGUAGUAGCAAUUUUACACUAGCAGAUUCAAAUAUAUGGAGUAAAUUAUAAUCGUAAGAAUGAAAUUCCUCCUAAUUUACAUAGCUGGAAUGAAAUUUCACUAUAGUUGCAGACCUAUGUCCCUAAACUACAAAAUAAAAAAAAGUUCCCAAACUACAGUGGAAGGAUUCUAACUUAAACACCAAAGAAUCAAGCUAAAGCUUAUACUUCAGUGGUUGUUUUUUAAAUAGGCUUGAAUUUAUUUAAAGAGAAGCUUUUGUCUUGUGUGCUAUUGAUGACACUACUUGAUGAGUAUGAAUUGCCAGGCUUGUCUUUGUGAUUCCUUCCUCUUCCAUUGCUAUAUCUUGUUUGAUGAAUUUGGUCAUAUAGACACGAAGGUUCUUGUCGACACAACAAAAGAAAGUCUGGAAAUAAAGGUUGCAUUUUCCAAAUCAUUUGGGUUUGAUCAUCAGAAUUUAUUAAUCAUUUUUGCUCCAAAAAAAAAUUACGAAAUCAUUUUGCUGAUAAUUGAGUGUUUUUGAUGGAACAGGAGUAUUCAAAUUCAUUGCAUUUGGCGGAAUUUAUUCCCCAAUAUUGAUGAAAACAUUGAUGUUUUGGCCGUUAAUGGGCAUAUUUUUGACCCACUUAAAAUCCAAUAACAACCCACCCCACUAAUGACCCGUUUAACAUGACCAAUGGACCGACCCCCCUUAGCUAGUGACUAACGAACAGCACAAUCCAUGGAGUGGGUAAAAUAAGGUCAUCAACUUGUCAAGUACAUAUGAUUUUUCAGUAAUGGUAAGUCCGUUCCAAGUUUCUAUAUUUCAGCUUGUAUGCCUUAUGUAAAUUACAACAAAGUUCACUACUCCUUGAUAUUUUUGCUUGAAUUAGCUCAGAAUAAAGGGAAUAAUAUCCUUUAAAAUUUUAAAAUAUCUCGGAGAAAAUACUUUAAGAUAAAUUUUGUUGAAAAAUUACACUUCAUUUUAUUUUUUUUAUAGAUUAAAUUUUUUAUAUUUGCACGAGUUGUCAUAUUGAAGCUGCAAUUUGCUAAAUUGUAAACAUUUGGGGUUGAUUUGCGCAUUAAUUUAAAUCUUUAGGGUUAAUUUGACCACUUGGCAAUCCUAUUACUUAAGUAUAGAGCAUAGACGAAAAGGACCAUGUGAAUAGCAGUAGCAUACAGAAGAAAAGGAAAGUAGAAAGAAGCUGAAUAUUAUGAGGAAGCUGCACAUGUACAGUAAUAACACACACAUGCAUUGUUAGAAGGAAAUAUGGUUACCCUGUUUCAAUAUCCUUCAGUGAGCCCAUGAGGAAAUAUAGUUGCAAGCAUUAGUCAGUUAGCUCAUUUCUUGACUUUUGGGUUCACGGAUUUAUUUAUUAUUAAUUUUUUGGUGUAUAUUUGCAAUCAAGAAUCAAUUAGUAGCCUCUUUGUUAUUACAAGAAUAAACCUGCGUGCAUCCAGCCGUCUGAAACCUUGUCUAGGUGAGAAUUUAGGUGGAAGUCAUUAAACCGGGGUAAUAGAAUGUUGUUGUCAUUGAUGAUGGU